Messenger RNA from Oppia nitens, 1508 nucleotides. It is a transcript of the gene Rab10, whose product is annotated as ras-related protein Rab-10-like. The record is from RefSeq and is a predicted model, not a curated record. Gene Ontology annotation, molecular function: GTPase activity; GTP binding. Gene Ontology annotation, biological process: cellular response to insulin stimulus. The transcript has 5 exons. The coding region runs from base 393 to 1004 and encodes 203 amino acids. Lineage: Eukaryota; Metazoa; Arthropoda; Arachnida; Sarcoptiformes; Oppiidae. Gene Ontology annotation, cellular component: insulin-responsive compartment; Golgi apparatus; recycling endosome.
AUCCAAACGAUUUGAGUGAAAAUAUGGUAAAUGUUUGGAUGAAAGGGAUGUUUAUUCUGUAAAUACAUUAUAAUAGCAGUGAAUGACUGUAUUGUCGAGUGUUUAGUGUUUAGUCUUUCUUAUGAUUAGUCCUUCAAUUGAUAUGAUUGUGAUCUGAAUGCAGACAUUCAAUGCAUUCAAUCGUUUCAAUUAAGUCUUAAUUAACGCUAUAUUAAUGUUCAAUGCGUUCACUCAUUGCUUAUAUCCUGUCAUUUGAAUGACUAUUACUUUAAUAAUCAGUUAAACGACUAAAUAAUAAUAAUUCAUAAAUUUAUUUAAAAAGCAUUUGUUUACAUAUUAUUAUAUAAUUAUUUUAAAGCCAAAAGUGAUUGACUGAUCGAUUGGUUAAAACAAUGGCUAAGAAGACAUACGACUUGUUAUUCAAGUUAUUAUUGAUCGGCGACUCCGGUGUCGGCAAGACUUGUAUACUCUUCAGGUUUUCCGACGACGCCUUCAAUACGACAUUCAUUUCCACAAUUGGCAUCGACUUUAAAAUAAAGACAAUUGAAUUGAGAGGAAAGCGAAUUAAACUUCAGAUAUGGGAUACGGCCGGACAGGAGAGGUUCCACACCAUUACAACUAGUUAUUACAGGGGAGCGAUGGGUAUUAUGUUAGUCUAUGACAUAACUAAUCCUAAGAGUUUCGACAAUAUCGCCAAAUGGCUCAGAAAUAUUGAUGAACACGCCAAUGAAGACGUGGAAAAAAUGAUUUUAGGAAAUAAGUGCGAUAUGGAGGACAAGCGGGUCAUCUCCAGAGAAAGAGGUGAAACCAUUGCCAGAGAGCACAGCAUUAGGUUUCUUGAAACCAGUGCUAAGGCCAACAUCAACAUUGAUAGAGCUUUCCUUGAAUUAGCCGAAGCCAUACUCAAUAAGCAAACGGCUGGUCAGAAUCCAUCGGAAAACACUGAUAAAGUGAAUGUUUCGCGACAGGACGUUAAAGUGGGCUCCAAGUGCUGUAAUUUAUAAUUGAAUAUAAUUGCACUUAAAUUUAAAAUUAGUUUGUUUUUAAAACUGUUACUAAACACUAAACAUUAGACAACAUUUAGACUUUUAUCAUCGUUUCGUUUUUAUUUAAUGUCAGACUAAACCUAAAACUCAUCGUAUGUUUCAUGUAUUUUGAUAAGGAGUUUGAAUCUGAAAUGACAAUAAUUUUGUAUUGUAUUGUAGUUUUAAUUGUAAUUAUUGUAUAUAUAAUUGGAUUGAUUGUACAAAACUGUAUUUUGUUCCCAAAUUACUCAGUUUAUCGAUACAAUUAUUGAAUAAUUUCUGAGUCAAACACUUUAAACCAUUGAUAGAUUCGCUUUUAAAUUAUUGACUCUCUCUUUGAUUGUCGAUUUGAUUUCAAGUCAAUCACAUUAUAAGAUCAAAUCACAUGUGUUGGGAGUGAGAGAGUGAAUGUCAGACAGUUGUGAUAUUACGGUCUCACUAUUUAUAUGAAGUUAUUUUUCAAUUAACUUUAGUCUUAACAAC